CGCAUUAAGGGAAGUGCCGCAGCGUGUUCAGCUUAGUGCGGUGGCGCUGCGUACAUUCAUCCAGGGUUUUUAUCAGCUAACCAGAAGAAACACACUUCAUCGGUUUUUAAACUGCACAUACAUAUAACGCCGCAAAAUGGCCACUGAUUCAGGCUACGGCGGUUCCCAAAGCUACGGGUCAUAUGGGGGGCAGCAGGGUGGACAGGGUUAUGGACAAGGAAAUGGAAGUGGCUCUUAUGGUGGACAAAGCUACGGUGGCUACGGACAGCAAGCCAGUGGGCAAGAUGGUUAUGGCCAAUCUCAGCAACAGGGUUAUAAUAAUUAUGGACAGGAGUCAUCUGGGUAUGGCGACAAGUCCUCUUCUUAUAGCCAACAAGGGUCCGGGUCUUAUGGACAGCAAAGUUCUUAUGGACAGCAAGGGUCCUAUGGUGGCCAGGGACAGGGAGGAGAUGGCUACGGACAACAAAGCUCCUAUGGCGGACAGAGCAGUGGUGGUGGCGCUGGUGGUGGCAGCUAUGGAAGAUGGAGUGAAGGUGAAGGUGGCGGUCAGGGUGGGAGGUUUGGGCGUGACCAGGGAGACCGUUCAGAAGGAGGCGGCUACAGAGGCCGAGGCCGUGGUGGUGGUGGUGGUGGCGGCGGUGGUGGCUAUGACCGUGGUGGUUAUGACCGCAGUGGUGGAUAUGACCGUGGUGGAUACGACCGUGGCGGAAGAGGCGGACCUCCUGGUAUGGGAGGUGGUGACCGUGGUGGCUACAAAAAUUACGGUGGCUCUCGAGACUAUGGCUCCAGGGAUGAACCAGCUGGAGAACAGGACAACUCUGACAACAACACCAUUUUUGUACAGGGACUCGGAGAAGAUGCCACAGUUCAGGAAGUUGGUGACUACUUCAAACAAAUCGGUAUCAUCAAGGUGAAUAAGAAAACUGGCCAGCCAAUGAUCAACAUCUACUCUGACAAGGCCACUGGUCGACCAAAGGGAGAAGCUACAGUCUCCUUUGAUGACCCUCCCUCAGCCAAAGCUGCUAUUGACUGGUUUGAUGGAAAAGAGUUCCAUGGCAAACCCAUCAAAGUAUCCUUUGCUACCCGCAGAGCUGAGUUCACACAGCGAGGAGGAGGUGGAAGAGGAGGACGAGGAGGUUUCAGAGGUCGUGGAGGUGGAGGACCCAACUUUGAUGUUAAGGGAGGAGACUGGCCCUGUCCCAACAGCUCUUGCGGUAACAUGAAUUUUGCACGGCGGCAGGAGUGUAACAAGUGUGGUGCACCUAAACCAGGAGAUGCAGGAUUUGGAGGUGGAGAUCGUGGAGGCAGAGGUGGUUAUGGUGGCGACAGGGGUGGCUUCAGAGGUCGUGGAGGAGGUUUCCGUGGGGGAGACCGUGGCGGAUAUGGAGGAGGCGGCGGUGGUGGAGGAUUCGGAGGUGGCUACAAAAUGGGAGGAAGGGGUGACCGCAGAGACGACAGAAGAGACCGGCCAUACUAAAAGCUGAGCAGGGGGAAACCAUUCCAGCCCUUGAGUUUGCCACGGAGGGGGGUUUAGUUGGAGAAACUAAAAUGGGAAGGGGAUGGAUCAGACGUUCUGAUUCGUCUGAGGUUUUUGUAGCCAGCGCAUCCUGAGUAUUACUGUUGACCUGAGAGUGAGGGGUGUGUUGAGCUAAUGUUAAGGGACUUUGGGGCUGAUUGGCACUGUUGGCAUGUGGUCAAACGUUUUUUUUUUUGGUUGUUUUUCUUUGUACAUCUUUUUAAUUUCCUCUCAGAUUCUAGGAUACAGAUGUUUUGUGAGGUAGACUUGGUAUCAUUGUUUUUGUAUGAACGGAAUAAAAUGUUUUACUUGG
Molecule: messenger RNA, 1829 nt
Organism: Amphiprion ocellaris (clown anemonefish)
Lineage: Eukaryota; Metazoa; Chordata; Actinopteri; Pomacentridae
Gene: taf15
Product: TAF15 RNA polymerase II, TATA box binding protein (TBP)-associated factor
Exons: 16
Coding region: 137-1477 (446 amino acids)
Biological process (GO): regulation of DNA-templated transcription
Cellular component (GO): nucleus
Molecular function (GO): RNA binding; transcription coregulator activity
Source: RefSeq, a predicted model, not a curated record